This is a messenger RNA of Drosophila santomea, 2460 nucleotides long. It is a transcript of the gene Cf2, whose product is annotated as chorion transcription factor Cf2. Gene Ontology annotation, cellular component: nucleus. The record is from RefSeq and is a predicted model, not a curated record. The transcript has 4 exons. Gene Ontology annotation, biological process: regulation of transcription by RNA polymerase II. The coding region runs from base 308 to 1822 and encodes 504 amino acids. NCBI's taxonomy places the organism in Eukaryota, Metazoa, Arthropoda, Insecta, Diptera, Drosophilidae. Gene Ontology annotation, molecular function: DNA-binding transcription factor activity, RNA polymerase II-specific; RNA polymerase II cis-regulatory region sequence-specific DNA binding.
UCGAUACUUUUUGUUGUAGUUGUACAUUUUUCGCCAAAAAUAAUAAUAAAAGUGAAAAAUUUUUUUUGUUAAUAUACGUUUAUUUGUUGUACAAAGGAGAAAAUGUUAUUAAACUGAUUGGCCGCCCCAGCAUUUUCGUGACCCCCGCUCCAAAAACAACAAAAUAGAACGGCCGCCAGCAACAACAAGGUGCAGUAAAUAUUCAGUGCGCUGCGCCUAUCGCCUUCUUUAACCGCCAAUUGCUCCUGCUCCUGCCCACUAACCAAGUCAAAAAGAAGCGAUAACUCCAAGCGCCAGCGGAAGUGAAAUGAUAAAGUCCACCACGAAUCCACAGGAACAGCGUCUGCCACGCCCCGAGGAUCAGUCGCCAGCGCCGCCGCCGCCCCCCUCCUCAGCCACCUCCACCGCCGCCCCAGCCACGCCCACGCACCAAGUGGCCUCCGUGAUAGCCAACAUGGACACCCUGAAGACCGCCUUUCUGCCCAAUCUCAGCAUGGACCCCAAUGUGCACGUGUCGCCGCACUAUUGUCCCAUGUGCCACCAGCAGUUCGAGCGGCCACAGCACGUAGCGGAUCACAUGCAGCUGUGCCACGGGAUCACGCUGAACGCCCAAGGUGCCAUCGCCACGCUGGACGGUGGCCAUCCGCAGGCACAGCAGCAUCCCAAGCUCAGCCACCCCUGCUUCAAUUGUGAUGAAAAGUUUAGCAACGCCGUCGAUCUGGACGAACACCAUCGACUGGCCCAUCAGACGUCCGCCUUCCUGGCCCGCUGCCUUAUAUGCAGCAUCUAUGGCAUCCACUCGGCCACUCAGCAGCCCAACGAGUACAAAUGCACGCAGUGCGGCUCCAUUUGCACCACCGCCAUGCUGGCCGCCGGACAGCAGGGCUUCAUGGAACAGCAGGAGGCGGCGGUGACGCCCGACGACCAGCUGCCGACGAUGGCGCCCCGUGAUAUGAGACUGACGCCCGAGGAGCAGCACCACCAGCAGCAACUGCAGGCGGAGCACCACCAUCAGCAACAGCACCAACAACAGCAGCAGCAGCAGGAACUGCUGGAGCAGCAGCAGCGUGAAAUGCAGGAGCAGGCGCAACAACAGCAGGUGCACCAUCACCAGCAGGAUCAGGAUCUCGCCGGCGACCAGGUGGCGCUAAAGGUGCCACCGCUCACCGUCAAGCUAAACAAGAACGCCAACGGUGGCGCCAUUGUGGCCCAUCCGCAGGUCAUUAUCAAGGAGGAGCCACUCAGCCUGAGCGAUAGUGGUGAUGUGGUCAACUCUGUGCCCGUCUAUGCCAUACAAGCCAAUCCCGGUGUACCCGCUCCGGCCAGUUCGGGUGUGCUAGUCGGCACGCAAACGGUGCCCGCCGAUUUGGCGCACAAGAUCCGGCACAAAUGCCCGGAUUGUCCAAAGACCUUCAAGACGCCCGGCACGCUGGCCAUGCACCGCAAGAUACACACAGGCGAAGCAGACGCCACGCCCAAAGAACGCCCCUACACGUGCUCCUACUGCGGCAAGUCCUUCACUCAAUCGAAUACACUAAAACAGCACACUCGCAUACAUACAGGUGAGAAACCAUUUAGAUGUGGCUAUUGUGGCAGGGCGUUCACUGUUAAGGAUUACCUGAACAAACAUUUAACGACUCACACGGGAGAGAAGCCGUUUCACUGCGGGUACUGCGAGAAGUCCUUCAGCGUGAAGGACUAUCUGACCAAGCACAUACGGACGCACACCGGCGAGAAGCCGUACACCUGUCCGUACUGUGACAAGCGCUUCACGCAGCGCAGCGCCCUCACUGUGCACACGACCAAGCUGCAUCCGCUCUAGGGAAGGCCGGGCGGUGGCCGCCAGAUACCCGUUCCUACCCCAGCCGCUCCUCCUCCUCCUUCUCCUGGUGCGCCGCCGCCGCCGCCGUUGUCCGCCGACUCGGAUACGGAUCCCAAGAAGCCAACUGCAGCGGCUGCGGCAUCGGCUUAGGACGCUAGGAGCUGCAGCGGAAAUGAGCGGGAUGAGCAACCCAAAAUGAAAGACCAUUUCAAAGACGAGACACACUCACACGUACACGGGUGUUAAAUGCAGCGGAUGCAACGCAACCAACGACUGGCAAAUCUCUUCACAGUGCUGCUAGAUUAAAUUACUAAAUUAGAUACUUUCAUUUCGGUUAACACAGAUGCAGAAACACAAUUGUACUAAAUUAGCAUACAGUUCGUAGAAUGUUUAAGUUAUUGCAAUCGAUUUUUGAUUCUUAUUAUUAUUAUUUGGUUAUGUAGAUGUUUUGCAAUUUUAUUUUUAUACACCUAUGUAUAUCGUAUAUAAUAUUUUGUUAUUCUAUGAGAUUUUAUAUGGUGACUCCAUAGCGCACACUCACUUACGCGCGGCGCUAUACCCGUACACCCAAAACAACACACUACACACCGUACACACAUCUAUUAUUUAUAAAGAGAGAGAAAAUAUUUUUACUCAUA